CAGGAUGUGUAAUUUUAAAACGGUGAUAGCACAGCUCCUAUUGGAUAAAUUCUGGUAUCCGAUUUGUUUUAGGACGGGGUCUUUGGACUAUAUAUUCUGGUUAUACACGGAAUUACACCACAUAUCAUUGAUCGAGCAUUGUCUGCUGAUAACCAUUGAGCUAGAAUAGCACUAUUGUCACCCACCACGGUUACACGAAGGACCUACUUUACAAUAACAAGAAGUACAACAGCCGAUACCAAGAGGGUAACACUGUAAUAAAUCCAUAGAAUUCGAUAGAUUUGAUACGCCGGUUUUUCCUGAUUGAAGCAAUGGCCACAAAAGAGUAUCUAUCUUUUGAUGACUUGAAUGCGCUCGAUAGCAGUCCAGUGCAAGUAAAAGAUUCGUUUAAAAAGAUGUAUAGGACAGACCCUGAUGGCAUAGCUUUAAACAAAGAAACAUACUUUAAGGCUGUCAAACCAGCUAUUACAGAGCAAUAUGGUCACUAUGCCUACAAAACUGCAGGCCAAUAUCAGUUUACAAGUGGCAGUGUAACUGAAAAGGGUGAUGCUAUUGUUGGAUCAUCCACAGUUCGGAACGAAAGUGAUACUAUGUCUUCAAUGACCGUAAAUGUUCAGGGAGAAUGGAAUGACACAACAAGCUACUCAACCUCAAGUACAACUGGUUUAACAUUCUCUAAUGAAAUUACAAUUGAAGGUUUCUUUAAAACUGGUACUGAAUUUUCCUUUUCUGUUACAUCUGAAAAAUCUGAGUCAAAGAGCGUUAGAAAGACAAGUAGCACAUCAGUAACAGUUGAUGUGCCUCCAAGAUCAAAAGUAACAGUCACUAUGACUGGCAUAUUGACGAUAGAAAAAAUGGAAUUUAAAGUUCCAAUUGAUGUAAGUGGUAUGUUUGGUGCAAACUUCCCAAAGAGAGUCAAAGACCAUUAUUUUUGGUUUAGAGAUGUACACUCUGUGCUGCCAAAAACAAGCGGAGAAAUUAGUGGCGUUAUCGAAAAUACCAAUGUACUCAAGGUUGAUACUGUAAUCACAAAGGCUGUUCCUAUUUAGUGAGUCUUUUAUGUUACGUUACAACCAUUUUCAGAUCUGGUAUUAAAUUCGAUGUAUCAAAAUAUCGCCCUAUUUCAAUUUUCUCAAUAUUCUCCAAAGACCUUACAAAAUUUAUAUAUGGCGAAACUCUUAAGCUUAUCCCCAAAUUAUAGCUAACAAUAUGGGUUUAGGAAAGGUUACAAUACCUCC
This is a messenger RNA of Anneissia japonica, 1238 nucleotides long. Its product is annotated as hydralysin-like. The record is from RefSeq and is a predicted model, not a curated record. NCBI's taxonomy places the organism in Eukaryota, Metazoa, Echinodermata, Crinoidea, Comatulida, Comatulidae. The transcript has 3 exons. The coding region runs from base 312 to 1049 and encodes 245 amino acids.